Ostrinia furnacalis (Asian corn borer) is the source of this 1441-nucleotide messenger RNA. RefSeq names its product zinc metalloproteinase nas-10. The record is from RefSeq and is a predicted model, not a curated record. NCBI's taxonomy places the organism in Eukaryota, Metazoa, Arthropoda, Insecta, Lepidoptera, Crambidae. Gene Ontology annotation, molecular function: zinc ion binding; metalloendopeptidase activity. The coding region runs from base 202 to 1437 and encodes 411 amino acids. The transcript has 9 exons. Gene Ontology annotation, biological process: proteolysis.
GUAAUGCAGUAAUGUUUGUGAGUUUCGAACUCGGCGCAUUAGUUGGCAUCUCUCUAAUGUCUCUAUGCUGCUAACCUUUUAUCAAAUUCUAAGCAAAUAAAACCUACUUUUGUACUUUCGUAUAAUCGCAAACUUCAUUCCGCUCAACCGAAGCAGAAAAGCAAUUUUGUUCAAUCGUAAAACAGUUUUAUUGCGACCAACAUGCGCUGGCUGUUACUUGUGCUGUGCGCAGGCUAUGGCAACUGCAGACUUUGGCCCCAAGGCAUUGUGCACUAUGCUAUUAACACCAAGGACUAUGACCUCCAUUCUCAAGACGAGAUUAUGGAGACGUUCGCUCGUCUGCAAAAGGAGCUUUGCGUGAAGUUCUUCAACACGCCGACUAACUUCACUGCGACUGCUGAGAACAAGAUUCUGUACAUCAGCAACCCUGAUAAGAAGAAAGACUGCCCGCCGAUUGGCUAUGACUUUAGCAAGAGCGUUGUGGAUAUGCCAAUAGGGUACAGAUGCAUCAACCAGAAGGACAUCGCUAGAAUCACAGUUGACAUGCUGAAAGCCAGCGUCAUACAGAACGUUUCAAUUUACAACAGCUACGAUUUGGUCAAGCGAUUUCAUCAAAUGGAGGAUUCGGUCCCCCGCUCGGCUCUGCUCCCGCCCACCGAUCGCAACUACCUGAAUGCUCACUACCACUCCGAAUGCGGCUCGCUGGGCCAGGCGAGCGCGCGACGCAUCAACGAUGUACCGGCGUCGGCGCAACUUACUGAUGCCAAUGUGGAGUAUUAUAAAGAUAAGCUGUGGCCGCUUGGGGUGGUUAUGUAUGGGGUGGAUAAGGAUAUACCUUCAAACGACUCAAAUUUAUUGCGAAUCAAGCAAGCGAUGUCCGUGAUAGAAUUGAACACGUGCGUGAUGUUCCAAGAAAUAUCCUCUGAGGGUGUGCUGGAGCCGAGGAACUUCCUCUGGCUCAGUUAUCAGGGGGAGGAUAUGCCGCAGCUUGGGUUUAAACAGGGGAAUCAGAGCCUGAACAUAGCGUCGCUAGCGCAAGGCGCGCCCGGGCACGCGGCGCACGCGCUGGUCACACUUCUGCGCGCGCUCGGCGUGCCCAUGAUGUCCAACAGACGGGACCGGGACAACCACGUGGCGGUGGAUUGGAGAAACGUUGCACACGGCAAAGAGCACUACUUAGAGAAGAGUCCAGACGAAGCGUGGCUCCAGCAAAUUCCCUACGACUUCGGGAGCGCGACGCACGCGCCUGCUAACUAUAUGUGCCGGGACUGCGACGAUCCGCUCGCUUCUAGAACCGUUAUACCGUUGCAGGACCACCUAUGGCAGCGCACUCUGUCCAUGGGCCGCCGCUUCGCUCUCAGCGACUCGGAUAUCCUGCUGCUGGGAAUAUUGUACGCACAGCAAUGCAGGGAACGGUUCAUGCAAGGCAGCAAAUAAAGGA